This is a messenger RNA of Sphaerulina musiva SO2202, 1210 nucleotides long. RefSeq lists its product as uncharacterized. NCBI's taxonomy places the organism in Eukaryota, Fungi, Ascomycota, Dothideomycetes, Mycosphaerellales, Mycosphaerellaceae. The coding region runs from base 483 to 812 and encodes 109 amino acids. The record is from RefSeq and is a predicted model, not a curated record. The transcript has a single exon.
CGCCGUUGCCCACUCGAACAUGAACAGGUCCUGCAUACCAAUUCAAGCCUAUUAGUCGUCGACUCGUAAAUGGGCUAUCAGGGUUCCUCAUAGCACAUGAUCUAGCAGAAGCAGUGGAGGCCCAGGCCUGCUCGACGACGGAAGUGAAAUCCUGCCGAUCGUUACUCCCUAUGCUCACAGCACACGCCAGAGGCGCCCGAAUUGGUAGAACGGGAAUCGCCGUUGUGAUCUAAUGCACCUCGCGAUACUCCAUCACAGAUGAUCUGACGACACUGGGAAGAAUCGCCGAGGCGGCAUCGCUAUAGACUGACUAUGCUCGACGCUAGGCUUGAGCAGCUAGUUGGCUCAAUGGCUACCUUUUUGUAGCACUACUCCAACUGAGCGUUCAUCCACCUGCACCGAGCACUCAACAUUUGCUCGAAGGUCACCCAGGUGGAAAGCAGGAACUCUCUAGCCAAGCAUCAGCUUCGCAAGAAAUCAAUAUGAAGGUCGCCGCCAUUAUCUCGAUUUGCGCUGCAGCGUCCCUUGCAGCUCCUGUCGCGGACGACUACAUUCCCGGUCACUACAGACCAACACGAACAUACAACACGGGAGUGGAAGCCUCAGCCAUACCGCAAGCAUCAGCUAUACCACAAGCAUCAUCGAUCCCAAAGCCACAAGUCUCCAACAUACCCGUGUCGCCACAGGUGUCCAACAUCCCGAGUGGUUACCAAAGCAAGACUGUUUCCGCGCCAGAAUCCAAGAUAUGGGUGGGUGAGCAGGUUGAACACAGCAAGCCAGAGGAGUGGUGGGAGCGCCACGAGUGGUCUUGAAGUGGCGAUGGUCUUCGCACCAGUGAAGCUGAAAUGGGCACACUGGCGCCCAGUGCCAUUUUUGAAAUGCGAUUGGGGAGUUGACCUGGAAUGGGAACUUCAGAGAAGGCUGAACAAGACUGCCGACUUUUUUCAUCACGACUUCAUGCCGAAAUUCUUCUUCGAGGGGCGGUUAGCAUCUCAAAGAGAUGACAUUAUUUUUGCGGUCUGUCCACUAUUGGGCAGUCCUGCAUGUUCUUUUGUCCAGGGAAAACGCUGGGGGCGACCGAUAAUAGCCCAUAUCCAUUCUUUGCAUUACGAUUCUCGCCCAAAGAUCCUGCUCUACGACGACUGAGCAGAGUAAGCGAGGAUCGACCACCAAAAUGUACAUAGAGGCCGCGACCUUGCUAGGGAACAGC